Messenger RNA from Drosophila hydei, 654 nucleotides. Its product is annotated as trafficking protein particle complex subunit 2-like protein. Gene Ontology annotation, biological process: endoplasmic reticulum to Golgi vesicle-mediated transport. Gene Ontology annotation, cellular component: cytoplasm; nucleus; TRAPP complex. The record is from RefSeq and is a predicted model, not a curated record. Lineage: Eukaryota; Metazoa; Arthropoda; Insecta; Diptera; Drosophilidae. Bases 132 to 548 code for a protein of 138 amino acids. The transcript is spliced from 6 exons.
UCGACCAUAUUUGCUAAUUGUAACAAACAAAUUUUCUUACCAAAUUUUUAAGUUAGUUACUAAUCUUGUUUUUAGUUUACUUAAAGCCUGUUCAUCUAAGUGAAUAAAAUACCCAAACAUUUUAAAAAACAAUGGCAUUUUGUAUUGCUGUGAUUGGCAAGGACAAUGCGCCACUGUACUUGGCCACCUCCGAUGUGGAGCGUGAGCUGGAUCUGCAAUAUCAUGUACAUGCGGCCCUCGACGUUGUAGAAGAGAAAUGUUUAAUUGGCAAGGGAGCGCCCGAGUCCAAGGAACUCUAUUUGGGUCAACUUUUCUCAACAGAGAAUCAUAAGAUUUACGGUUUUGUCACCAACUCCAAAAUCAAGUUUAUUGUUGUCAUUGAUUCUAGCAACAUUGCAUUGCGGGAGAACGAGGUGCGUGCGAUAUUUCGCAAUUUACACAUGCUUUACACGGAUGCCGUAUGCAAUCCCUUUUACAUUCCAGGCGAGCAAUUGACUUUCAAGAAGUUUGAUCGAGCAGUACAGAAACUAAUGAGCGGCAAUGUGUAAACAGAACAGAGUUCAGGAAAGCAAACAAUUGAUGAUGAAAGGAAUGAAGGGAAAAGUUUAUCAGGAGAAGAAACAAGGAGGGCCGAGAGAGAUGGUGGAGUGAUAU